CGGCGGCCCGCGCGUGCGCAGUGCGUCGCGCCUGCGCACGGCGGCCCCGCGCCCCUCCGGUUCCGCCGUGCGCCCGCGGGCUGAAUGGGCUUCGGGUUCCGCGCCGCCGGCGAGUGGCGGGCGGCUGCUCCUCCGCCUCCGCGAGCGCCGGCGACUCGUCCCGCCUCGUCCAGAAACCGUACGUCCGGGCCCGCGCCGGAGGAGCGGCGCCUCUGAGGGCUGCGGCGACCCCGCCGGCCUCGGUCUCUUUCCUGGCGGCGGCGGCUUCUUCCGUGGGACAAUAUGUUCAAGAGAAUGGCCGAAUUUGGGCCUGACUCUGGCGGCAGAGUGAAGGAUAUGUCAGCAUAUGUGAAGAAAAUUCAAUUUAAGUUACAUGAAAGCUAUGGCAAUCCUUUAAGAGUUGUUACUAAGCCUCCAUAUGAAAUUACUGAAACAGGAUGGGGUGAAUUCGAAAUAAUCAUCAAAAUAUUUUUUAUUGAUCCUAAUGAAAGACCUGUGAGUAAUGUUAUAGAAAUGACAGUAUUUCACAAUGAUGAAGGUAACCAUUGCACAGAUGUGAUGUCUGUUUUUAUUUCACAGGUAACCCUGUAUCAUUUGUUAAAGCUGUUCCAGUCAGAUACCAAUGCAAUGCUGGGGAAAAAGACAGUGGUUUCAGAGUUUUACGAUGAAAUGAUAUUUCAAGACCCAACAGCAAUGAUGCAACAAUUAUUAACAACAUCUCGUCAGCUAACAUUAGGAGCCUACAAGCAUGAAACAGAAUUUGCAGAACUUGAAGUGAAAACCAGAGAAAAAUUAGAAGCUGCGAAGAAAAAAACAAGCUUUGAAAUUGCAGAGCUUAAGGAGAGAUUAAAAGCAAGUCGUGAAACUAUAAAUUGUUUAAAAAAUGAAAUCAGGAAACUCGAAGAAGAUGAUCAAACAAAAGAGAUGUAAAUAGUUCUGAAGAGAACUGGGUAGGAAACUAAAUUGAAAAUAAGGUGGACUUGAAAGGGGAAAUAGAUUGCUUGUUAACCAUCGGUUUCUCAGCAAUGGGGUCAAAGUAUUUGUACUUUUCAAGCAAUAUUUAAUGUGAAACAUGUAUAUAAUAGAUAUGAAUUCUGUAUGGGCAUUUUAACCCAUUUUAGGGUAAAUUCUAUGAUGGUAAGCACAAUUAAAAACUUUUUUUUUAUUACA
Pipistrellus kuhlii (Kuhl's pipistrelle) is the source of this 1170-nucleotide messenger RNA. It is a transcript of the gene YEATS4, whose product is annotated as YEATS domain containing 4. Gene Ontology annotation, biological process: regulation of DNA-templated transcription. The record is from RefSeq and is a predicted model, not a curated record. Bases 283 to 930 code for a protein of 215 amino acids. NCBI's taxonomy places the organism in Eukaryota, Metazoa, Chordata, Mammalia, Chiroptera, Vespertilionidae. The transcript is spliced from 6 exons.